GUCUCAGGAUGGGGGGCAUUGCUAGCCUGACUGCCUGUGCUUCAGCUCUGAUGUUUCAGAGGUCCCACCUAAGCCCUCACCCACAGUUUGCAGCUGCGUGUCCCUGCUUGUUGGCUGUUCCUCCUUGUUUCAAGCUCUUAAUGCUGCAAGGGACAGAGAAAACGAGGGCAAUGUUUUGUACUCACAUGCUGAGGUGGUUGCGCUUGUCGGUGCAAAGUCAGUGUGAAAUAGGAAGAGUGAGAAGCAGUGACAGUGGUGAGCCAGCCCCACUGGUGUCCCAUCUGGUCAGGGUUUCUCCCACCCCUCUGCCUCUGGAGGUGGCCCUGGGCUCCCCACCUUCAUGGGGGAAUGUGUCCCCACAACCACAAGGUUGGUGUUGGUAGCCUCAAAGCCCGUGGAUGCCUGCUCUAGGAGAGGAAGGUUACCUCCAUGACUGGGAAGAGCAGGGAAAGAUUCCUGGUGACUGAAUGGUGGGGCAAGGCCAAGGUAAGAAGGGACUGGCCAGGUGCAGGUGCCCAGCCAGACCAGCUUCUGCUGUGGUUCACAGUCUGAGAUCUCUGCUUACAGCCCAAGAGAGUCCCUCAUUGUGCCCCAUUUUACCUUGUGGGUGAUGUCACACACGGUGCCCUCCCCGUACCGGCGAGGCUGUGGCAUGGCUGGGGGUGUCCUGGCAGUGGUGUCACAGGUUGUGCCAGUGUGAGUCAUGCCCAGAGCUGGGCUGAGUCACCUCCCCAGUGGUGUGAGCAUCAGGUGAGGAGCUUUCUCAGACCCACAUCCUGAUGACAAAAGGGAGUGUGGCUUCUCGCCACAGAGUGCCAGAGGUGGGUGCAACAAAAGGUUGCUGCAGCAUGUGCAUAGUGCCAUAGCAGUGUGGCAGCUGCCCAGUGUCCCUGUAGGUCCACUUACCACCACAGCCCUGAGGGUACCUGCCCUGCUGCACCUCCCAGGGUGCAGCAGAAGGUCCCCUCCAUAGUGGACACCUCUGUGCCAUAGUGCCACAAUAGCGCCACAAUAGGCAUGUGGACUCCAUGGGGCAGUGUCACUGGCUGAAGCGUCUGUUUUUAAUCCCAGGUCCCAGCAGCCCAUCACGUCUGUGGGUAGCAGAACAGCUCCAGCACACUCAUGCCUUUCCACGGCCCCCAGCAUGGCCGCAUAGUGCUGGGGCAGAUGGAUGGGCUGUGGUAGGAUGAGCCCUGCCCUGCUCCUGCUGCUGUUCCUGGCCAGCUGCUCCCUGCUCCAAGGGACGCUACUGAGGCCACAGCACGUCAGGCUGGAGGCACGGAACUUCCACGUCUGGCUGCGUUGGGAGCCAGACCCCAGCUCACCCAGCUCUGUCACUUACGAGGUGGAGUGGAGGAGCAGAACCUCGAACUGGACCAAGGCAGGUGCCUGUGGGGGGAGCAGCAGAAACUCCUGGGUGUGUGAGCUCUAUUUUGACAGGAUUCAUGAUAUCUACUGGGCACGGGUGAGAAUGGUGGCCGGAGGUGAGCAGUCCGAGUGGGCCAGUUCCAGCGAGCUGCAGCUGUACAGAGACACAAUUGUUGGCCCCCCCAAGUUGUCCUGGCUGCUCCAGGACCAAAUUCUCAGUGUAAACAUCAUCACACCAUCCACUCCCUACCAGAGAAGAACUGGUUCCUACAAGCCAGUCAACCGAGUGCUGCUAAAGCUGUGGUACUGGCUGCACCUGUACGAGGGGGACCUGCUUGUCCAGCAGGUGCCCUGCAAAUGGAGCAGUAAGGAAGUGCCUUGCACCUUUGGGCACCUGAAGCCCAGCACACAGUACUGUGUCCGGACGGUGGCUGCAGACAUUGCCCGGGAGCGGAGCCAGGAGGCUGAGCAGUGCCUGGUGACUCCAGCAGGCCCUUCAGGCUUUCCAUGGGUCCUUGCUGUGCUGAGUGCCUUCUUCCUGCUGCUGCUACUAAGUGUGGCCGGGAUCUGCUUCAUGCAGCUGUAUGUCUUUCCCAGUCCUCCGGAGAUGUGCCUCCCAAAAGCACUGGCUCUCCAGACCAGCGAGCUGAAUGUGGCCCUGCACGUGCCUCCACUCCAGCUUGAGGAGGACCCGCUGGCCCUGCUCCUGCAGACUGUGCUCCCCUCCCACACGCCACCCACAGCUGUGCGGGCACCCGCCACGGUCCCACAGCUCCUCCGAGGCCUUGUCCAGGAUCGUCUGAUCUGCCUCAAGGUCAUGGUCACGCCCUACACACCUGCAGCCCUGUUUGAUCAAUUGCCUCAUCCCUGUAGCCCACAGAGCCUCCAACCUCACCCUACUCUGGAAGGUCACUGCAUGGUCCCAGGGUACCUGCGCAAGGUGCUGAGGAACCACACUGCCCACACCUGUGAUGGAGAGCAGCUCCUCAUCGUCUGCCCUCACAAAACCACCAUCAGCAUCCUCGGGGCCUUCUAUGGGCGUCGAGUGCCCAGCACCAACCUUUGCCCCAGCCCCGACAGUGCCUCCCAGGAGAGCACCGAGUGCACGUCUGCCACUGCCCACCUGAAGCUGCUGGCUGAGUGCCAGGACCAGCAGUGGUGCCAGUUCUCAGUGCACAGCCAGGUCUUUGGACCAGACCCAUGCCCUGGGACACACAAGUACCUCAUCGCAUCCUACAAGUGUCGGCCAGGGAACCAUCGGGUCAAGACCGUGUGUGAGAAUGACAAGCUCAGGCUGCAGUGUCGACCAAAAUCCAUCCUGGCCAUUUAUUCUGCAAGUUAUGGACGAUUCCUGCGGGGCAAACCAGAAUGUGAUGUCUUAAACACAGGAGAACCCCCUAUAGAGUGUGUGGCUCCAGAUGCUCUGCGCAGGGUCUCCAAGAAGUGCCACCGCAAGGGGAACUGCACCGUGGCUGCUGACAAGGCCACCUUUGGGGACCCAUGCCUCCCCGGCAUAAAGAAGCAGCUGCGAGUCUCUUACACCUGUGUGCCCAAGCAGCUGCUGGAGGAGGUGGGCCCUGACACCUCAGACCCCUUCCUGCUCUCGGACUACAUACAUGGUGGCUGGUACAAAGGGCCCAGGUUCUCCAGGCUCCAGGAAGACCGCAUGGUUUUUACUAGCUCUCUGGCAGCUUUUGCUCACCUUUGGGGUGUCCCAGAGAAAGUUGCCCUCUACUUUCUUUGUGGAGUCUCAGGAGGCCUCAUGCUGCUGCUGUGCAUCAUCAGCCCCAAAACAACCUUCCUCCAGGAGGUGAGGGAGGCUCUCAAAGACCCAGAGCUGGGGAGCAGCUCAGAGCUGGGCAGGACCAAGUUGCAAGAUGAGCAGGAUGAAGACAUCCCUGAUGACAGCUCCUCAGACUCCUCCUUCCGCCGCCUCACCCGCACCUACCGGGCCACUGACAGCAUCUUCGGCCCUGAGCUGACGGCAGCUAUGGAGGGAGCAGUGGAGCACCACGGCCACAGUGGGGAGGAGAUCUGGAUGCCCAAGGAGUCAAGCCCAUAUGCCAUACACAAGAUCAAAUCGGCCACCAAAUAAGAACUGGAAGAAAAUGGUUGGAGGGCAGGAGAGGAGUGCAGGCUCAGUGGGAUCCAACAUCAGAGAGAUAUAAGAGUUUGGGCUCCUUGGGGUGACUGGACAUCCUCAGCAGCAGCAGGGUCAUGGCAGCUCCAGUGUGUCCAUCCACCAGCUGGGGGUGACCCUCAGUGUGAUGAGGAGUGUGUAAUUGUUCUGUGGGCCAUGGGCUCCUUUGCCACAGAUGCCACCAACCCUAACCUAACCUCCCUGUUCUCAGCUUGCAUUGUCUGGCUUUAGAGUUUAACCCUGAUCAGCUGUGCCAAGCCCACCUUGAGCCCUUCGAAGCAGCUUGCCCCUAUUUCUCCUUGGGCACUGGCUUCCACUCCUGGUGCUGCAAACACAUCCUGCACUCGGGCACUGUGUCAGCAGUGGAGAGGCAGGAAUGGCCAGGACAUAGGAAGAGGCACGUGGAGUGGGUGUGCAAGCACAGCAGACAUCACCAGCACAGCCCCACCACGGUGCAUGCCAUGCAGCCCUGCUGUGCCAAGGGAGCUACUCCCCAGGCUGGGGCCACUGGCAGCUCAGCAUAACACAGGCUCUCACCUACCUGCAGGCAUUCAGGAGCUCUGUCACCCCCUGUUGCUCUAUGCUUUCCUCUCUACUUUCCCCCGUGGCAGGAGAGCCCCAAGUUUUAACUUGCUGUGUUUUUUCCCAGCGAAUAAAUGCAACAGCUCUUAG
Messenger RNA from Pyrgilauda ruficollis (rufous-necked snowfinch), 4180 nucleotides. RefSeq lists its product as uncharacterized. Lineage: Eukaryota; Metazoa; Chordata; Aves; Passeriformes; Passeridae. The transcript is spliced from 15 exons. Gene Ontology annotation, molecular function: protein binding; carbohydrate binding. The record is from RefSeq and is a predicted model, not a curated record. Bases 1172 to 3463 code for a protein of 763 amino acids.